Molecule: messenger RNA, 3056 nt
Organism: Gymnodraco acuticeps
Lineage: Eukaryota; Metazoa; Chordata; Actinopteri; Perciformes; Bathydraconidae
Gene: ppt2b
Product: palmitoyl-protein thioesterase 2b
Exons: 8
Coding region: 272-1186 (304 amino acids)
Cellular component (GO): lysosome
Molecular function (GO): thiolester hydrolase activity
Source: RefSeq, a predicted model, not a curated record
CCGGAACAAACAAAAGGAACCAAAGCAAUACGAUGCAGCUGGUUUUUUAAGGAAUAUACAACUAGUGUAAAGCAGGAUUAUUCAAGGUACUGAUGAGCGACAUUUUUGCUCUUUUUUUUUACCGCAGCUUGGGCAAAAAAUGGAAAUGAAGAUGAUAGCAAAACACUAGCAAAAACAUCAAGAUUUUAUGUUUUUAUGUACAUUUGAAAGUAAUCAAUUUUAUUUUUAACACGACUCAAGCGAUUUUUUAAAAAAACAGUUUUGGGGUAAAAUGAAGGACUCCCUUCCCGCUUUGUCAAGCCGAAGGGUGAGGAGGAUCAGCGGGGCGGCUGGGCUGCUCUACCCGCUGCUCGGUGCCUGUCUCUGGGCUGCAGCGGUCGGGUACAAGCCGGUGAUCAUCGUGCACGGUUUAUUCGACAGCUCAGGGGAUUUUAAAGACUUACAGCGGUUCAUAAACGAGUCUCAUCCUGGCACAAAUGUUUCCGUCAUCGACUUGUUUGACAGAAGUGCCAGCCUGCAGCCCAUGUGGAAACAGGUGGAGGGAUUCAAGGAAGCUAUUCACCCAAUAAUGCAAAAUGCAGAAGAUGGGGUCCAUUUUAUCUGCUACUCUCAAGGUGGACUUAUUUGCAGAGGGAUCCUCUCGACUCUCAACGACCACAACGUCCAGUCUUUCAUCUCUCUGUCCUCGCCGCAGGCCGGGCAGUAUGGAGACACCGACUACUUGAGGUACCUCUUCCCACAGUUUGUGAAGUCCAACCUCUUCCACCUCUGCUACACAUCGGUAGGUCAGAGGAUCUCCAUCUGCAACUACUGGAACGACCCCCACCACAGAGACAUGUAUGUGAACAGCAGUGAUUAUUUGGCUCUGCUCAACAGCGAGCGAUCAAAUCCAAAUUCAACAGAGUGGAAGAAGAACUUCCUGAAAAUAAAAAAGCUGGUGCUGGUUGGAGGACCGGACGAUGGAGUCAUCACUCCCUGGCAGUCGAGUCAGUUCGGAUUUUUUGACGACAACGACACGGUCGUUGAGAUGCAGCACCAGGAUGUGUAUUUAAGGGAUGUUUUUGGCCUGAAGACGCUUGGGGCUCGUGGAGAUCUGAUCAUCUGUUCUGUUCCCGGCGUGGAACACGUGUAUUGGCACUCAAAUGAGACUGUGUUCCACCUGUGCAUGGAGAAGUGGCUGGUGUAGAACAAAACACUCACACACAGAUACACACAAACAGAGAUACACACCCUGCAGGUUAAGGAGCUCUUCAUUUCCACCAUGUGUGAAACUCUGCCUCUACUGUAAACUAUGAAGCAUGUCAUCUCAAUGUUUGGAUUACAGAUUCAAGAAAUUACUCCGUAAUUGUAGUGUUUGCUGGCGAAGUUUGGACUAUAGGUUCUGAACUAUAGUUUCUGAACUAUUUAAGUUACAUAAAAGGGAAUCUCCACUACUUUGCUUUCUUGCAGCGUAUCAGAUAAGAAGAUUUAUAUCACUCUCAUGACCAUAAGUCCUCGAACUCAUUUAAUGUUUGUAAAUUUGAGGAGGUAAAUAGGGGCCUUGUAAGUUUAGAAUAGUCUAGAAUAGAAAUUAAAUUAUUAUUUUAACAGUGUUAAAUCGUCCAUCUGCACCCUGCAGAUGCUUAUUGUUUCUCAUGUAAACGGCGUUGAGGAAGUACAACAUUAUUUAACCUUGAUGUUUAAGAACGUGUGGGAAUACUGGUGUCUGUACAGUGUAUAUGAAACUUCAGCCAGCUGCUUGGUUUUCAUCAACAUGUAAAACUACAUAUUUUAAUUAUUUAUUAUUAACCGUUCUGCUGUCAAACAAAUCCAGCAUUUCCAUGUGUGCUAAAGGUAUUUUCUCAGAAAAUAAAAAGGCCCAAACUUUAAGAAGCAACCAAUUUGAAGGCUCCUAUAAACUUGGUAGAGGUUAAACUAGCCAUUAUGUUAUUACACUCUGCAACAGUAAAGCAAAUCAACAUAAAAGAGGACUGCAGCAGUUUUGAUUUGCAUUUCAGAAAGGGACUUUCAGAAGGGUCAUGUAUCAAUGCUGCAGAUGAGACAUGUUUACAGUUUUUACAGGCUCAGUAGUCCCUCAUGACUGCAAAAAAACGGUGGAGUGCCCCUUUAUUUCGAAUAAAUAAAUACACAGAAUAUAUCCAUUUGUGUGUUUGAUCACACAUACCUCAAAACAACCCACAACUCAACAGUGCCUGAUCGACGUUCUGUCAUUGUGUCUACAUGUACAGACUCACUGUCCUGCUCAUCUUGUGAUGCAGUAAUUUAUAUAUUUGUAUUCCUCCAUUUUAUAUAUGUGUAAAUCUGACCGUGAAUAUCAUAUAUGCUAUCGUUAUCAUGCAAUGCUUUAGAGAUUUCAUAGAUUAAGCCUUACCUUUUCCCCUCAUGCCUCUGUGUUUUGUGUCCCAUACCGAAGUGCUACAACACACUGCCUUUAAUGAUGGUGCUUAGGAUGAAGAGGGGUGGAUGAGGAGUGGCCAGAGAAGGGGCAGUGCUAUAUUAGUGUUUACUUGUCCACCAGACUAUUGUCCAUGGCGCUCUUUACAUCCCAUCCCAUUUAGAUAUCUCAGGCGUUUUACCUACAUGUUUGUUGGAGAAGGGAUUUCUAUUAACUGUUUGCAUUUUAUUGGAUGUUAUGUACAAAAUAGGUGUUGCUCAAAAGGAAAAAAGCAAUGCAAAUAUCGAUUGUGUGAUAGAACAAAAAGUGGAUUUUAUUGAGUAAAGUAUUCAUUGCACAAGGUUUAACCAGAUAAAAAGAAGGGAAUUGAUUAACUGUUUUUAAAGUUGUUAGCUUUGCAGUAUUAUUUUGAUGGCUGCAUCCUUUGUUUCAUGCCUGCUUGUACAAGUUAGUUAACCUAGCUGCAUACAUUAAGUAUUUAAGGGAUGUCCUUUCUCUGGUCAAGUUUUAUUGCUUUAAAAAUGUAAAUGUGGUUGUGGACAGUUUUUUUAACAUUUAAACAGAAACUACUAUUUUGACUCGGUCCUACAAUUUCUACAGUAUUUGGAAAAUGAAAAUGUGUCCAAUGUCAAUUCCUCAAUAAAAGGCAAUUUGUAAGGUC